GGUGGAAUUGUGCAUUUCACUUGGCCAAUAGAAGAAUCAUUGUUUGGUGGAUGUUUGAUGUUGGAUCAGAAUUUGGGAAUCACUGGGCCCAGUCCCACCAGGAGCCAAUGAUGUCUCUUGGUUGUGUAUGGAUGGAGCAUGGAGGGGAAGGAGAGGCUGGAUUUAAAGGGCCCCAGCAGCGCCCCCCCCCUUCCUCCUUGGUGCAGGGGCCUUGCUUCCUCCGGAGGUGGAGCUGGGCAGGGGGCGGGGAGGUGAGGCAGGCUUUUCCAGUCCCCGAGGGGCUUGGCGGGCUCCUUAGAUGGCAGAAAGGGCUUUGUGUGUAAGUGGGAAGCAGCGUGGGGGUGUUGCUGGUGGUGUUGCACAAGGGAGGGAGGCUUUUGCACGGGAGCCUUGCAGGCGUUGCUCCAGGGAUGCACUUCCAAAUUGGGUGCCUCCUGCCUUUCUCUCCUCUGGACUCUAUUGGCUGGUUGAAGAAGACCUCUUCUGGGUCUCAUCUCUUCCUUACCCCCCUGUUGUUGUUGUUGUUGUUGUUGUUGUUGUUGUUGUUGUUCCAGAUACUUUUCUCACAAGGAGAACUUUCCCCAAACCAUGUUGAGAGGACUCUCUAACUAGAUAUUUCUGCCCCAAGCCUGAUAGACUCUCAGGGUUCCUUUUCAUGAAGCUCAGGGGUGUACAAGAGGCUCUCUGUCCAUGUCCUAGGGUAGUCUUCUCUUCAGAAUUGUUGGCUGUGGUGUGCCGUUUCUGACUCAUGGCGACCCUGUCUUGGGGUUUUCUUGGCAAGAUUUCUUCAGAGGCGCUUUGCCCUUCUUCCCCUGAGGAGGCUGAGAGGGUGUGACUUCUUCUUGCCCAUGGUCGCCCACUGGCCUCCCUGGCCUCCAGAGUGGUUUCAGGAUUGGAGUUAGGGCUCACUUCAUAAUAGUUCAGCAUACAGCUUUUAAGGGCUUUGGUCUUUUUUAAAACUUUAUUUUAUUUUUGAAUGAAUGAACUGUUUUAAUAUGGCACUGAUUUAAUCCUCUUUGAAGGCUUUCUUUUGUAUGUUUUUAAUUGGACUGUUUUGUUUUGUUUUUUAAAUUGUAAACCACUCUUAAGUCCCAAUUUUAGGGGAGAAAGUGGGACCAUGAUGAGGAGCAGAGGAUGAGCUCCCUGGGACUGUCCUGAAGGUUGCUUUCAGUUUCAUUCCUUUUCACUACCCCUGAGGCCUAAAGUGUCUGUGUUUAUCUGUCAACCAAUGUAUCUUUAGCAGGAUGAAUCGCCUAGGGCCACUCCUUAUGCAGCGCUUGGACCAGCUCUUGGAGUUUGUGGACUUCAACAGCACUCUUGAACUAGACUAUCUCCAGAUUGCCCAAUGCCUUGAGGGGAUGCGUCAGCGGUGCUGCCAGCUGGACCAUGACUUGCAGAGAGUACAGGAGCAUCUGCGCCAGUCAGAAUCUGAGCGUUUGGUGCUGGAGGUGAAGUUGAAACAUGCCCGCAACCAAGUGGAGGUGGAGAUGAAGAAAAGGCAUGGGGCAGAAGCAGAGCUAGAAAAACAGGAGCGCAAGCUGAAGCUUAUCUAUGACUGCCUGAUGGCUGAUCCACAGAUCUCUUCUCUCAGUGAGGAUCAGUGCUUAGCAGCUCUGGCAGUUUUCAACCGGCCAUGUUUCAGCCACAGCACUCUGCUGCCUAGCAAACACUGUGUGCCAGGGGAAGUAUUGCCUGCAGUGAAAGAACUUGGUACUUCAAUUUUGUCUGACAUCAGUUUUGACCACUCAGAUGAUGAAAUAGACCUUGGUACGACAAGGCCUAUCAAAGACAGAGACAGAGGGCGCUCCUCCCUGGCACCCCUGAUUCAGCCAGUGGUAGCAGCCAAACGGGCACGGCCAUCUGCGGCAGCUAUUUCCAGUUCUUCCCAGUCCAAGGGGGGGAUGCGUGUGGUGACCCUGAAAUCUGGAGUCAUUGCUGAUAACAAAAGCUCUGUUGGCCACAGUUUGAUACCAAUUGCUGCAACAUCCCGUCGCUGUUCCCAGCCCAAUCGUUGGCCCUCCACAAAGUCAGAUCUCACUACAAUCUGGGGCAGCACUGAUAGCUCAACAGGAGGUGGCAGUCAGGCUGAAAAUGACAACCUUGACAUAGAAAUCGGGCAUAAGCAAAGGGGUGCUCCAGUCCCCUUCACUCCAUCUCCUCCACAAUCAACACCCACACUCCAGCAACACCACUUUACUUCCAAGACGGUGAUCCGCCUGGAGUACUGUGCAGUUUGCAAAUCCCGCCUUCGUUUUGGGAAGAUAGCAUUCAGAUGUCGACCUUGCCAACUCCUGGUGCAUCCUGAGUGCAAAGAACACUGCCAGGCUCUAUGCACACCUAGUGCCCAUCCCAGAGUAAGAGAGGGGAUUCUGGCUGAUUUUGCACCCGCCACACCACCUCUGGUGCCCCCCAUAGUGAUUCAAUGUGUCAAUCAAGUCGAAAAGCGUGGCUUGCAGGAGACUGGACUGUACAGAGUACCAGGUGCUGAGCAUCUUGUGCAUGAAUGGAAAAACAAACUACUCAGUGCUCGGAGAGCACUUCCCUCCCUCGACCAUGUGGCUGAUGUGAAUGUGAUCUGUGGCAUUCUCAAGGACUUCCUGAGGAGUCUGAAGGAACCUCUGGUUACCUUCUGCCUGCAUUCUGCCUUCCUGCAUGCUGCAGAAAUUCCAGAUGAAUCUGCCCGCCAUACUGCACUUUGCCAUGUCGUGAUGAAGCUACCUCUGGCUAAUAGGGACACACUGGCUUUUCUCAUGCUCCAUCUGCAUAGGGUUAUAAAGAGCCCUGAAUGUCGUAUGGACCAGCAUAACCUGGCACGGAUCUUUGGACCAACAUUGGUUGGACACAGUACCCCUAACCCUACCCCUGUCAUCAUCAUGGAAGACACACCUCGUCAAUGCCUGGUGGUUUCACAUCUUUUGGCAUUACCACUGAAAUUUUGGAAACGUUUUGUGGGAGAAGAGCAGGAAAACCUUGUACCCUCAGUGCAACAAACUAAUGGAGUGAAUGAGCAAGAGCAGCUUUCCUGUCCUCUCUCUUCUCCCAAAAUCAAUGCACCCAUCCAGAUGAGUCCAGGAAGUGGCUGCCUCCCCAGUAAACUAUGUGACUGCAUUGGUACCACCUUCCCACCUUUGAAUGGCCACCGGACCAAGAAGACAGGCAAAAUCCUUGCACUUCCAAAAUAAGGAGGCUACUUUUCCACCUGCCACUGAGGACUGUCCUUUCACCACUGCCCCAUACUGCAGUGAUCUUCUUUGCCUUUUCCUCUUCCAGGAAACCUCCAGUUUCUGAUCUGGUAUCCUUACAGAACAGGGCAAGACGUGUUACUUGAUUUCUUGACAGUGGUUUGUACUGUGGUCUUCUUCUCCGGUCUUAUAUUACUACCACCUCUCCCACCUCCAUCAUCAAGAAUUCUCAGAAAAGCAAAACCCUUGCCUUUGAUUCAUUUGGGAUGUGUGAUAAAACUGUCAUCAAGUCUGUCAGUGUACAUACAGGUAUCUUCUAUAUUACUAGUACCUGAAACUGUGGAGUUUAAUGGUUGGGUGAAUUCAGGCCUGUUCCAAUGCCAUCUGUUUGGAAACUGGGCAACUAGGGGGUAGAUAAUCACUUCUACACCACCAGCACUUCUUUUUUGUUGUUAUUCAUUACACAAGGAGGGUAGUGUCAUAUUAUGGUGGAUAGUUAAAGGGACAAGUGCUUUUUGUGUAGUAAUUGUUGUCAUUCAUUUCAUAAGAAGCUGUUAGAGGAGGUGGAGACAACAGUUGGCUUCUCCAAGGAUGCUUUGUUGCUCUUUCACUGACUAUUGACUAUGCUGCCUAGUGCUAAUGGGAGUUGCAGUCCAGCCACAGCAGGUUGUGUAGAUUACUUUAAAAUAUGUUAAUCUCAAAAAGCACUAUACGUGUAUUUUUCUUUGCUAAAUAUAUGAAUAACUCUUGUAGAAGACAGCCUGUAAUCUAUCUUAAUAAAGAAGAU
This is a messenger RNA of Sceloporus undulatus (fence lizard), 3969 nucleotides long. Its product is annotated as rac GTPase-activating protein 1-like. The record is from RefSeq and is a predicted model, not a curated record. The transcript has 16 exons. Bases 1245 to 3182 code for a protein of 645 amino acids. NCBI's taxonomy places the organism in Eukaryota, Metazoa, Chordata, Lepidosauria, Squamata, Phrynosomatidae. Gene Ontology annotation, biological process: signal transduction.